AUGCUAGAGGGUAUUAGGUGUUACAUGAUGGAUAGGUUCGUAAUUAAGUAUAACAUGUUGAUGGACAGCCCGGAUAUGCUGUGCCCUAGAAUUAGGAAGAGGGUUGAGAAAGUAAAGGAAUUGGCUAGGUUGUGCAUUGCUAGGCAGACAUUGGCGGAUAAGUGUGAAGUGAAGAUGGGUGAGAAUGGCUACAUAGUGGACCUAAAUGAUAGGAGCUGUACAUGUGGAUACUGGCAAUUGAGUGGGCUGCCUUGUUGCCAUGCUGUCUCGGCAAUUUCACAUAUGAGGAAGGAGGUGGACGAUUAUGUACAUCCUUGUUACAAGGCCUACCAUGUCGAGUUAGGCUACAAGAUUGGCAUCCCUUGCUUAGAUGGUAGGCAGGCUUGGCCAGAUGCUAUUGGUCUUCCAGUUCAUCCUCCGAAGCAAAGACCCAUGCCGGGAAGGCCUAAGAAGAAGCGACGAAGGGCUGCUCACGAGUUGGAAACGAGACCUCAGCGUAAUGGGGUUGGCGAGGAGGUAACUAGAAGGGGGAGUAUCAUACAUUGCAAGAAAUGUGGUGCUGAGGGGCAUAACUCGAGGGGCUGUAAAGCUACAGCAGCUGAGAUUCAGGCUAACACUCGGAAUGAAGCAAGAAGUGCUCGAACAGCACCAAGAAGGGCUACUCGUGGAGGAAACAAUACUGCUGGCCCUACUGUUCCAGCUGGAAACAGUGCUGCUGCCCCAACUGUCCCCGACACAAGGAGAAAGCGAGUUCUUCAUUGCUCUAAGUGUCAAUCAGCGACCCAUAAUGCGAGAACCUGCCCCCUCAACCGAGGAAAUGGAAUACAGGAUGUUGUGUUGAAUGUGGGAGAUCGAAGGACGAUUGAGCGUGAGAUGCGAAUUGCCACAAGAGGGAUAGGGGUGUAUGUAAGUGAGGCAACUGGGAACCAAUACGUGAGGUUGAAUGGAUCACGGGGUCGUCCUGCUGGAGGUACUCAGCCAACUGAGAUGGAUGCUCAAGGAAGCCAGCCGCCUCCGACACAACCUUAG
This is a messenger RNA of Linum trigynum, 1029 nucleotides long. NCBI's taxonomy places the organism in Eukaryota, Viridiplantae, Streptophyta, Magnoliopsida, Malpighiales, Linaceae. The record is from the annotation of a GenBank genome assembly.